Molecule: messenger RNA, 1899 nt
Organism: Recurvomyces mirabilis
Lineage: Eukaryota; Fungi; Ascomycota; Dothideomycetes; Mycosphaerellales; Teratosphaeriaceae
Exons: 7
Coding region: 1-1899 (632 amino acids)
Molecular function (GO): protein binding
Source: RefSeq, a predicted model, not a curated record
AUGUUUCUGAAACGCGAGCAUGUACGUGCCUCGAUUGCUAUCUUGACCCUCCUCGCAAGUCGACUUCACGCCCAACAGCUUGAUCCCAUCCACGGCUUCUGCCGCCGCUUCGCACACCAGACGACCUUGAUCGACAACAGACUCUUCAUCGACGGCGGCCUGGUGAAUUAUGGCGGCUCGGUCACACCGACCACCACCAAUUACACGAACACUUACCUCCUUUACGCCGACCUGAACGUUGUUACUCAGAACUUCCCAACGGAGUACGCCAAUCUCUCCAAGCCGGCGAACGUCCCAUCAGUGCAAGGCGGGAUACUAUGGGCUGAUACCAUCAACAAGAUCUUCUACUUGUAUGGCGGCGAGUACAAUUGGACCACAGCACCUCCGGCACAGUACAACUUGUGGGCCUACGACGCGGUGUACAACACCUGGAACGCAUCGAGCUCGGAGGGUCUGAACGGUGUGCAGGCCGUGUCAUUCGGAGCUGGUGUUGCGGUCGAUGACCGCGCUCUCGGCUUCUACUAUGGUGGAUGGCUCAGUAACGCCUCGGUGUUAGGCUGGAACGGCAACCGUCUUGCACAGCCGGGACUGCUGCGCUAUGACAUGAUCGCCAACAGCUGGAGUAACAAUUCAUUUUACGACAAUAUACCUCGUGCUGAAGGGGUGAUGGUGUAUAUCCCAGCCUCUGAUGCUGGAAUGCUUGUUUACUUCGGAGGGGUACAACAGAUGAGUAAUGGAUCGUAUACUGGGGUGCCCAUGAAUCAAAUAUACCUCUACGAUAUCGCGUCCGGAAAGUCGUACAAGCAAACAACGAACGGCACAGCUCCGGGCAUGAGGAGGAGAUUUUGCGCUGGUGUGAGCUGGCCGACUGACCAAUCCUCCUACAACAUAUACUUCUAUGGCGGCCUUCCCCCUUACGACGAACAAGGUCUUGGCUACGGAGAUGUCUGGAUUUUGUCUAUACCAUCUUUCACUUGGAUACAGUGGUACCCUUCCGCAAACGAGCACCACUCGCUCAGCUGCAACGUCAUCAAUGAAGGCCAGAUGAACAUAAUGGGUGGAUACUUCCCCAACUCGACCAAUACUGGCUGCGACUCGGCAACCAUCUGGGGCCAACACAACCUGAAUCUGGGCGCCAACGACGUCGCCGAUGCGGAAUGGUAUCAGUACCUGCCGAACGUUACUACAUAUCAAGUCCCAAGCAAUAUUACACAAGUCGUUGGUGGAAGCAAAACGGGUGGCGCCACCUUGACCACCCCACCAGCCGGCUGGGGCGACCCAGACCUUGCCGUCUACUUCGGCCGACAGUACAGCUCUUCCACCCGCACCGCCACCCGCUCCUUCCCCACCAUCUCAACCACGCCCAGCGCCUCUGCCGCACCAUCGUCCCACUCGGACAUAGCCGCCAUAGCCGGCGGCGUAGUAGGUGGCAUAGUCGGACUCAUCCUCCUCAUCCUCCUAAUCUGGCUCUGUCUUCGCCACCGCCGCCGUAACCGCACCAGAGCCACAACCACCAACGACCAAACAACCAAUUCCUCCCGCCACCCCAAUCACCGCCAACAAAUGACAGAACUCCCCAAUACCAGGGACCCCGUAACCCCAGUCUCGCAACAUAAACGCUACCCCUCCAACCCCCAAUCCUCCCUCAACUCCCCACCCCCACCAUCCUUCCAUUCAGAUCAGUGGUCGCAGCCUCAACAACACAACUCCUCGCCUCCCCACCAACAACAACACCAGUACGGCGCGAAUAUCUCCCCGCCGCAACAAUAUUAUCCCCCUCCGCCGCAGACACACCAGUAUUACCCCCCUCCUCCCGCCCCGGAACGGUACGAGGGGACGCCGGAUCCGGUGCAGGAGAUGCCUAGUGUGCGGAGUCCGAUGCCGGGGGUUCCUGAGUGA